UUAAUCUGUAAACUCUAUUAUUUGUCAUUUCCAGAUGAUGAAGAUUCACCAUCAGAUCCGGGAUGUUUGAGACUCUUGCUCUUUGGGAGGACAGGAAGUGGAAAGUCUUCCACAGGAAACACUAUCCUCAGAACAAAAGAGUUUCACAGUGAAGCCAGUUCACGUUUGGUGACCACUGUUUGUCAGAAGAGAGUUGGUGAAGUUGAUGGUCGAUCAGUAGCUGUUAUUGAUACUCCAGGACUCUUUGACACGACACUGACAAAUGAACAAUUGCAGGAAGAAAUAAUGAAGUGUAUUUCACUGUCAGCACCUGGACCACAUGUGUUUAUUAUUGUGCCGAGUCUGGGAGGAAUCACUCGAGAAGAGAAAGACACUUUAGACAUGAUCAAGAUGAUCUUUGGCUCAAAAGCAGCAGAUUUCUGCAUUGUUCUCUUCACUAGAGGAGAUGAUCUGAGAGGACAAACAAUAGAGCAAUAUGUAGAGAAAAAUGCUGAACUCAAGACACUGAUCAGUGACUGUGGAAACAGAUUCCUGGCUUUUAACAACACAGAGACACAAGAUCAGACACAAGUUACUCAUCUGUUAAAUAUGAUAGAAGAGAUGAAUCAGGGCCAAUACUUCACUAAUGAGAUGUUUGAGGAGGCAGUGAUCUCCAUUGAACAGAGAAUGGAAAUGAUAGACAAGAAUAAAAGAAAAAAACUCACUCAAAUUAAAGAAUUACAAGCUAAAUAUGACAUUGAAGACAUGAGUAUGAGAAAGAGACUGAAGGAGAGAAAACAAAGGACAGAAGAGGAAAGAAAGAGGCUGAAGAACAAGUUCAGAGAACAAGAGGAAACACUCAGGAGAGAGUUUGAGGAGAAAGAAAGAUCAGAGCAGAAGAAACGAGAGACAGAGGAUCAGAAACAAUCAGAAGAAAAGAUAGAGCAAAGAGCUGAAUAUGAUCAAAGAAUAGAGAUGAAGAGAGAGCUUGAAGAUCAGAGAAUACAGUAUGAAGAAGAGCUAAAAGAAAGAGAAGAAGAAGAUUGAAAGAGAGAAGAAGAGUAUAAACGAGAGCAAGAAAAGAUGAAAAAUGAUCAUGAACAUACUUUAGCAGAAUUACAGAUAAAACAUGAAGAGGAAAUAAAAAAGAGAGAUUCAGAGGAACAAAUGAUGAAGGAACAAGAAAAGAAA
Molecule: messenger RNA, 1170 nt
Organism: Sinocyclocheilus rhinocerous
Lineage: Eukaryota; Metazoa; Chordata; Actinopteri; Cypriniformes; Cyprinidae
Product: GTPase IMAP family member 4-like
Exons: 1
Molecular function (GO): GTP binding
Source: RefSeq, a predicted model, not a curated record